Messenger RNA from Arctia plantaginis, 687 nucleotides. The record is from the annotation of a GenBank genome assembly. Lineage: Eukaryota; Metazoa; Arthropoda; Insecta; Lepidoptera; Erebidae.
AUGAGUAUAUCCAAGUUCUACAGAGCUGUCAUGUCUAUAACACCUCAAGCUCUUCUAUGUAAUAGUUCUAGAGAACAGUGUAUAAAAAAGUUAAAUGAAUUACCAUCAUUUAUAACGAACAACAAACUCAAGGUGAAUGCAGCUGUUUUGGUACCCUUAUGUGUUGUUGACAAUGAAGUGUGCCUCUUGUAUACUCUAAGAUCUUCCAACUUAAAUACUCACAAAGGACAAGUAUCGUUUCCUGGCGGGAAAAUGGACGCAGGUGAAAGUGUUUACGAUACAGCUGUUCGUGAAACAGAAGAAGAGAUAGGGUUUAGGUCGGAGGAUAUUGAAAUAUGGGCUAAAAUGAGUCCUGUACAAGCACGAGAUAGAAAUAUUGUGAUUGUACCUGUCGUUGGACUACUUAAGAAUUUAGAUAUGAAGAAAUUAAAGCCAAAUAUGGAUGAAGUGGCUGAAAUAUUUACUGUUCCAAUGAAACUGUUUUGUGAUAAAGAAAAUCAUGCUAGUUUUGUCCAUAAUAAUUUAACCAUACCGCUAUAUGAAGUAGGUAGUAAGUACAGAAUUUGGGGUAUCACUGGCAUGAUAACACAUUUUUUUUUACAAAGCUUUUUGCCGGAGGAUAUUUAUCAAACCGAUUUUUUAAAGAAAGAGUAUAAACUAGAAGAAUUGUUGACUUCUAAACUGUAG